Messenger RNA from Aspergillus brunneoviolaceus CBS 621.78, 817 nucleotides. RefSeq lists its product as uncharacterized. The transcript has 3 exons. NCBI's taxonomy places the organism in Eukaryota, Fungi, Ascomycota, Eurotiomycetes, Eurotiales, Aspergillaceae. The record is from RefSeq and is a predicted model, not a curated record. Bases 70 to 768 code for a protein of 232 amino acids.
ACCUUUUGUUGCUUCUUGCACAUUAUUCUUCUUCAUCGCUAUACCAGAUAAUCCUUUUGUUCUGCCGUUAUGACGCACGUGAAAUUGGUUCUGGGCCUGGCUGCCGCUACCCUUGUCUCAGCCGAGAACAUUGUCACUACCCUAUUUAUCCCGGAUACCGACGCCGAGUCAUUGGCAGGCUCAGUAAUGGGCGUGGCUGCAACUGCUACUACCUACUUUGUCAACUGUCCGACCGCUACUGGUAAUAAUGAUGAUGAUGACGAUGAUGAUGACUGCGGCAUGGGACCCGGUAUGACGAUUGUUGCGGGCCCUCAAACCACCAACUAUUUCCUGGGGGAGCCAGAAGAUGAUGUGUAUAUGUCCAUGGCUUGUUCGGUGCAAGGGAUUACUUAUGGGGUCUGCACCGAGAUGAUUUCGGGUACGGGGGCGGAUUUCACUGGGACCUAUACCACGACCAUGGGCACUGAUGACCUCUGCUGCUUUGUGCCCGUGACCAUCACUGCGGGCACGCUGACCGGUGCUGGAGAUGCCAUCUCCCCUGCAACGGUACUGGCCACUGGAACGGCUACCCCUACCAUCCCUGAUGCUUCCGCUACCGGCACGGACACGGCAAUCAGCGACAAAUCGGCUACUGCCACUGUCGCUUCCACUACCACUCACGAUAGCACGACCCAGAGUAGCACCGGAGCUGCGGCAUUCAUUACCCAUGAUUCGAUUCUGCUCCUUGGAGGUGCUGCAGCGGCUGUUCUUGUGGCGGUGGCUUUGUGAAAUAUGAUAUCUUACCUAGAAUGCUUCCCGUUGUUCGGUGUACUAUUCG